Molecule: messenger RNA, 3689 nt
Organism: Cotesia glomerata
Lineage: Eukaryota; Metazoa; Arthropoda; Insecta; Hymenoptera; Braconidae
Gene: Scr
Product: homeotic protein Sex combs reduced
Exons: 2
Coding region: 1236-2342 (368 amino acids)
Biological process (GO): regulation of transcription by RNA polymerase II; anterior/posterior pattern specification
Cellular component (GO): nucleus
Molecular function (GO): DNA-binding transcription factor activity, RNA polymerase II-specific; RNA polymerase II cis-regulatory region sequence-specific DNA binding
Source: RefSeq, a predicted model, not a curated record
UUCGGAACGCCGACGGAGUUAGUAGUGCAAGAGAGAGAUGAAGUAUCCAGCAGAUAGAGAAAGAGAGAGACCAAUCAAGGUUUGACGAACGACGGGGAUUGGUCCGUUCUCCUGACACGCAGCGCGGGCACGUGACAACUACCGCACCGACUACGAGAAUCGCGGUUCAGUACGAUACCACCUCCCUCCGCGCACGCAACUGCACGAAAGAGGCAGCACAUGGGCAGGCUUGUCUCGGCAGCCUCUAUACCUCUAUUUUCUUACUGUACCCGAAGGCGUGUGGUGCUACACUUAAAGUGAGACGGUAACUCGAGCCAGUCUUAAAUUGUACGCCGUCACUUGGUCUCGAUACAAACUGUAGUGUUGAUCAACCUCCAAUGUUUAUUUUAUUCGUUUGGUAAUAGUCUACGGUAUUACGAAAGUGCACUGUUUUAAAUAUUUUGAAUUAAUAAAACUAUUUGAAUCAUACAAAUAAUAAAAUAUUCGGAUUUGUGUAGUGAAAUUAAAUUAAUCAUUUAAUGUAUUGUUUUGUUUUGAAUAGUUAUUAUUAUUGCUUGUGAUCGUUAGAAUAAUGUAACAAUGCAAGUUUAGAAAAAAUUAACUUACAUGUUUAAAGAGAAAACCAUCAAAUGAAGGUGAUCUUCCAUCUAUUUCUCAAUGGAGCAGAGUCUGCAUUCACGCCAGGCAGUAGUAACAAUAACGUGUCAGGUCUCGCGAGUUCCCCGUGGGUAAUUGUACCCGGUAAGGUCGUAAAGAAGCGGAAGACAGUUUUAUAGUCCCGACCCACGUGGCGCUCGUAAAGUAACUCAGCUCUUGUAGCGGUUGCUUACCUCUCUAUUAGUUAGUGUGAUCUUUUUCAUCAUUCAUUAUUGAAUCAUUAUUGUGAUAAUAAAUCAUCCAUUUGUUUAUAUCAUGACUUCUAAUUGAUGAAAGACGUUUAGCACUAUUGUAAGAUCCAUUAAAUCAUCAACAAAUACAGGUAUCGGAAUUUAAGUGAUAUGCUGUUGUCAAACCGUGAUUUUAAGUAAAGUUGAUAGAUAGUAUUUUUUAGUUAAAUGAAGCAGUCGGUUGUUUGAAAAUGAUUGAUAAUUUAUUUAUUACUUGAAAAACUGUACCAAUGUUGUGAAUAUAGUAAAGUGAAGGAAUUGGGGAAACACUUGCAUGAUAUCGCAAGCAGUAAUUGUUUUCCUAACAAAAUUACGAAUAGUGCAAGGGGUUGACUUGUUGAACUAACAAUGAGUUCUUAUCAAUUCGUUAAUUCUUUAGCAGCCUGUUAUGGAGGCCAACAACCUCAGCAACAGCAGCCACGUCCGACACCGAAUUCUCCGAGUGAGGCUCUGCAAGCUGCAUCUCCCGCCGGUAAUGAUUAUUAUAAUCCUAAUGCUGCAACAACUGGUUAUCCAACUCCAUGCUAUUCACCACAGCAGCACUAUCCUCAGCAUCCUUAUGCAACACCAGCAGCAGGAUUGCAACACCCAGCACCUACGGGGAUGAUUGACUACACGCAACUUCAACCUCAGCCAAGGUUAAAUGCAACGGCUUCUCAACAUAGCUUGCACGCUCAACAAUCACAUCACUCGCAGCAUCAUUCUCAGUCACAAAUUCACUCAGAUCCAACUGCACCGCUUCUACAAGGCGUAACACCCUCAUCAGCACCUUCAACUUCAAGUUGUAAAUACGCUGAUUCAACUUCUUCGACAAGCGUUGCUUCCCCUCAGGAUCUUACUACAUCAACAUCACGAAAUAGCCCUACGCCACUGGCUGGCACCAGUAAAUCUAGUACCACAAUUACAUCACCAUCUGGAAAUUCUUCACGACCAUCGGUUGCCGCGUCUGCCUCUUCACCUCCAAGUGGGAGUUCGAGAGGUGUCGCCGAAGGUAGCACCUCUCUUACAACAGCAUCUUCAGCAUCAUCACCAGCUUCCUCCACAUCAAGUACUUCUAGUACUGGGAAUAACUCAUCUAAUAAAGGGAACUCAAAUAACAGUAAUCCACCUCAAAUAUAUCCGUGGAUGAAGAGGGUUCACAUCGGACAAAGUACUGUGAAUGCUAAUGGUGAAACAAAACGUCAAAGAACAUCUUACACGAGGUAUCAGACUUUAGAAUUGGAAAAAGAAUUCCAUUUUAAUCGUUACCUAACAAGGCGGCGACGUAUUGAAAUUGCACAUGCACUGUGUUUAACAGAACGCCAGAUUAAAAUAUGGUUCCAAAAUCGACGAAUGAAGUGGAAAAAAGAACACAAGAUGGCGAGUAUGAACAUCGUACCGUACCAUAUGUCACCAUACGGGCAUCCCUACCAGUUUGCACCGCACCCGAGCCAGUUUGCCCAUUUGGCCACAUAGGACGAGUUCUCGCCCGCCGAGCUCGGAGCACACGCUGUCCGGUUUCCCAGUAUGUACGGUGAGCAGAAUUUCUAAGGCUUCCUGUGCUAUAACAUCCCAUCAACUUGUUCACAAGUUAAGAUAAGCUAGAUCCAAUGAUAUACUUGACUUGUUCUGGAGCACUUGAAUGAUUUAUUGUUUCAUUUAUCCAUCUUUGUAGACAAACGAUCUACCAUCAAAACCAAUUAGAUCAAUCACAUCUGAAAAAUUCAUUUAUUUAUUCCAAUACAAUACAUUUUAUUUAUUGACCAUUUUACGAUCGCAUGAUAUACAUUUAUAUAGACUGAAACAUAACAUAUCAUUCAAUUGCUUACAGAUAUUUUUCUAAGUCAAUUUGACCGAUACAAGUUGAAGGAAGCUCAUUAGUAAAAACUUAAAAAUUCUGCUGAAAUAAUAUCCGUACACCUGACCGAUAAUUCAUCAAGACUGGACGAAACUCCGAGAUGACUCUCGUAACAAUGCAAUAUUAAAUGAAUAAUCGAUUUAAAAAUAAUUAUAAACUUUAAAUAAAAAAUAAUUAAAUUGCAGAGAGUCAGACUUAGUGGGCGAGGUGGAACAAUCUCAUUAGUUUGUAAGAAUAAACUUCAGUGAAUAUAAUUAUUAUACGACUGUAAAUGCUUGAAAAUCAUUUGUUAUAUCUUUUUCGUAAGCGGCCGAAAAUGUUUGCAUUUGAGAGUCUGAAGAAAAAAAAUAUAAAUAAAAAGUACUUAUACUUUCAAGCUUCCCUCAAAUGAUCGCUUGAGUGGAAAAGUUACAGCAUUAUAAUACUGCUAUUCAGUUCAAUAGUUAUAUAACAUCAAAUUUAAGCUCCCUAUAUUGAUUUAAGUUCGGUAAGACCAAUUAGUAAAAACAAUUUUUUUUCUUUUGUAUUUUAGUUAUUAUGUAUCACUAAAAAAUCGAAUAAAUCAAAUUUAAUUUAAAUUUAGUUUUAAUUUAAUUUCAUUAAAGGGCUGAGCUAUUUGAACUUAAUACCUCUAGCCAAUUGAACAGUAUUAUGUAAAGUUCAAUUAACCUUUAACAGUUGAGUUAAUGUUGAAACUUUUCAAUUCAGGCGAAUAGGUAAAUUAAUUUAUAUGAUUGAUACUUUAUCACAAUUUUUUCUCGAACUUGUAAAUUCUUACCAAAUAAGAAUAACUUUGUUUGUUAAAGUAAGACUUAAUGAUAGUCAUAUAAAUAAUUUUAACAAAAGCAAAAUUAAGAGCAAUUGGUUAGAACGUUAAAUGUACAAAGUAUACCGUUCUAUAUUUGUUACAUAGAAAUUAAAAUAAAAAAAAAAAAAAAAAAAAAAAACGAUGUCUCAAUUAAAUU